This is a messenger RNA of Silurus meridionalis, 4129 nucleotides long. It is a transcript of the gene hoxa3a, whose product is annotated as homeobox A3a. Gene Ontology annotation, cellular component: nucleus. The coding region runs from base 1119 to 2267 and encodes 382 amino acids. The transcript is spliced from 5 exons. The record is from RefSeq and is a predicted model, not a curated record. Gene Ontology annotation, biological process: regulation of transcription by RNA polymerase II. Gene Ontology annotation, molecular function: RNA polymerase II cis-regulatory region sequence-specific DNA binding; DNA-binding transcription factor activity, RNA polymerase II-specific. Lineage: Eukaryota; Metazoa; Chordata; Actinopteri; Siluriformes; Siluridae.
UCAUAGUUUACCCCUGGCCCUAGUUUGGGCAUCUCUACAAUUAAACGAACAUUUUAUAUAAUCUUAGCCUCACCUCUUACAAGCACGCGAGUAGAGUCAAAUAGCGGAGUCAAAUAAUAGAGUCAAAAAAAUAGACUCAGAUUUUAUCUUAAACACAGCAAAAGCCUUGGACAAGGACAAUAGGUGAAAUUAAUGUUUCGGCGAUCACUGCUCAUCUGAUUUUCAUCUCGUCACAAAUCACAGAAAGAUUUGAAAGUUGAAGUUGUGGAUCACGUGACUAGGGCUCACAAUAUGGACGAGAAAUAAUAGUAAGCGGCUGGGAGGUGACGCCGGUGGUGUGUUUUGGAUCAAGCUUUGGUCUGGUUUGGUGUGAUCCCCAUUCAAAAGAGCCGAGUCGGGGCAUUGUGACUCUGGAAGAAAGAAAGAAAGAAAGAAAGAAAGAAAGAAAGAAAGAAAGAAAGAAAGAAAGAAAGAACGAUAGAUAGAUAGAUAGAUAGAUAGAUAGAUAGAUAGAUAGAUAGAUAGAUAGAUAGAUAGAUAGAUAGAUAGAUAGACAGAUAGAUACAUAGAUACAUAGAUACAUAGAUACAUAGAAAUGUAAAAGAAAUGAAAGAAUAACCCUACUGGAAUGAACAGAUUUGUUGAUGGGAUUACAUCACCGAUUGCUCUCUGCCAGAAGACCCCUGGUCGAGAAGGAUGGAUUUUAUUCGGAGGUAUUUCUGUCUAUUGUUCAUUACUCUCAUGAGUUAUUGCAGCUCUGGGAAAAGGUCAGUGGUUGUUCGCUCGCGCUGAAUGGACGUUAGAAUAAUAAGAUUUGAAUGAAACGGACCUCUGAAAGCGCAUCCAACACGAGAUCAAAUCCAAACACAUUCAGACUGCGGGUUAAAGUUUCAGCUUUCAGAGCACCUGAAAGGGCUGUUUUUCCGACUGCACUUUUUCCUCCGGAGCCUUUGAAUGAGAGCAACUCGCGCAGAACUGUGCGCUGAUCGUCGCGAGCGGAGGUGCACCCCAGGGGCCUAUUGGAAGAGAGGCGUCACGUGAUAACAUCGUGCAAAUGUUCUUCUACGAUGGUGUCAAGACCCUGUCAGCUAUUAAAAUAAGCAUUGGGAAACGGCAAAAUGCAGAACGCGACCUACUGUGACGCUUUGGCCGUUUACCGUGGCUACUCCAAUCAACGGGCGAAUGGAUUUAGCUACGAUGGAAAUCAGAACUAUUUCUCAGCCCUUCAAGUGGAAAGCGAUGACCAACGACCUGCCUGUUCCUUGCAGUCAUCAACUGGCUCUGACACGCUUCACAAGGCUGAUGUGUGCUCGCAGAACAACGCCACACGAGAUACACCCGGACCCAAUGAUCGACUGUCCCCUGAUAACCUGAAGCGAAACUCCAGCAAUGAGCAGGCCGUAAAGAACGGAGGACAAGGUUCAGGAACGUCAGCCACCAUGAAGCAAAUAUUCCCUUGGAUGAAAGAGUCGCGUCAGAACACCAAGCAAAAAACAAGUAGGCCUAUCACAAGUUCAGAAAGCUGUUCAAGAGACAAAAGCCCAACCGACUCUCAGGCCUCUAAGCGUGCACGUACGGCCUACACCAGCUCACAGCUCGUUGAACUCGAGAAAGAAUUCCAUUUCAACCGCUACCUUUGUCGGCCACGACGGGUGGAGAUGGCGAAUCUGCUCAACCUCUCCGAGCGCCAAAUAAAGAUUUGGUUUCAAAAUCGUCGAAUGAAGCACAAGAAGGAUCAGAAGGGACAGUCACCAGAUAGUCCAGUUCUUCCAACGUCAGGCUCUGCGGCUGAGGGAGGGGGAUAUGGAAACCCAAUACAUUCGAUGCCGUACAAUGCAUUGUCCCCGUCAGCAUAUAACAAUGCUCAGAGGAACACCUACAGCCUAUCCACAGCAUAUCCACAAACUUUAAGCGGUAUGUUUGACUGCCCGUCUUCACAAAAGGCAUACCUGGGGACCGGUUCUGCCAUGCCUGAGAGCGACACGCACCAUUUCCAAGGUAACAAUCACUUCGGAGUGCAGGCACAGGGCAGUAGCGGAUAUGUAGGUGCUAAUGGAACCUAUGUGGAUAGCAUUGGCAGCACUGGGAGCUCGAUUUAUGACCUCCCUCAAACUGCUUAUGGCAAUAUAGACUACAACAGUUCCAUCAGUAUUAGGAACGACCAUCAUGAUGGAGCACCGGAAAGCUCUCAGUGUGCAUACUCAGACUUUACAGCUCACUACUCUCAGGGAAAAAUCCAAGAAGCACCUAAACUGACACAUCUGUGACAACAUGGUGUCUUUUUAUUUAUUCACUUGCAUACAUGCUGCUGAACUCAAUUAACCAAGUGUUCUUCUAAGGCCAAACAUAUGAGGUCUGACUUUUCCAGGAGGAUGCGGUUUUUCCGCAAACUGUUAGGAGGCUCACAAUUGGAAUAUUUUCCCUUAUUUAAAGUAGGAGAGCCAAAUACCCCUGUGCUCAAAGUCAGUUCCAUGAAGAUAUGCUUUACAUUGAAUGGAGUGGAAGUCCAAUCUCGGAUUAUAGAGCGCUGACAUCGACACCUUUGGGAUGAAUGUGAAUGCUGACGGCACGCCAGACCUCCUCGUUAACGGACUUUUCCAACACCUUCCACAAGCACAAAUUGGGACUGAACUUGAAAUGUGAAAAAGCAAACCUUUGGCGUAGACAUUUUUUCUUCUUUUUAAUUGUCCUUUGUUUAAUAUAGUGUUGUGUUUUGACAGACGGAUUCAGUGUUUUCAUUAAAAAACAUUUUUGUUUGCAUCUUACAUCUUUAAACAGGGUAUAGUCCAAAUGUUUUGUUUACAUUCCAAAUGUGAAAGAUAGUUCUGCUGCUCUACAAUCACAAGUUUAAAAAGCCAUUACUAUGAUAUUCAUGUUUUAGUUUCCUACUGUUCUUAUUACUGUUCUUUUAUACACAUUAUCUCUACCAAUAUGUCCUGGGCAUGGUGGAAGACAAAAUACAGAGCUGCAGGACAGUGAAGACAUAAUAAAUAACAAUUUUGUGUGAACUGCCAUUAACUUUAUCCAGAUAUGAAGAUCUAAAAAAGUUCACUGGACAUGCGGUAUCAAUAAAAAUGAGCAUACUGUUUAUGAUUUAUCGUUUAUCUGUGAGCUGCAGAGAGAUAUGUAGUCCUGUAUUAGAAGCAACAGCUCUAUAUUAUAAAUGCAUAUAUCUUUUUUUUUGGUGGACAGAAAUAUGGCAGUAAUCUAGUCAGCUGUUCAGUAACAGUGAGCAUGUGCUGAAUGUUGCCACUGAGUCCUGGUUUUUUGGCAGCCAUAAAAGGAAUAUGGUGUCUGUUCUAAUCCAUCGCCCUCUAGGAUUGUUUUCUGCGGGUUCUGAGAUACUCACAAUGGAUGUGAACUGUGGUUAUAUGAGUUUCCAUUUCCUGUCAGUAUGAAACCAGUCCCGGUGGUUCUCUGGUGGCUCUGUACAACUGCCACUCAUUAGAUUUGUUUUUGUUUGGUUUUAUGUGAACUCUUACUGAAAUACUUCCAACCAUGUGUGAUUUACCGAGGUCGCACGGUUCCCCUGGUCCUGAUAUUUCAUUUAAUCGUUUCAUGGAUUCAAUGUACAAUUAUUUUGCUCACAAAGAUAGAAAGGAAUAAAAAUGUGUUUACUUGAGUUGAUUGGACUCUUGGGCUUUUCUGUAGAGAAUGGACCAUAGGGUUGCCGUUAUGAUGCACAUCAUAUUGUGUGAUUUUCCUUCAUUUCAGUCAUAUAAGUACAGUAAAAAAUAUAAUAAAUGCUUUCAUAUACAAUAUUGUAUCUAUUCCAUAUAUGGGUGUGGCCUUGGUGCUGGACCUUCAACUGCAUCUUGGUUUGAAAAGCUGGACUUAUUGCACAAUGACACGUUUGCUAAAAUUCUCUUGUGUUUCUUUCGAAGUUGUGUGUUGUGUGUGCACACAAUUCCAUUAUAAAGACCGGCCCCAGGAAUGUCAUCGUCCCAUCAGUUAACAAAAGCGUAGUUUCCUGUUUAAGUGGUUUGAGUUGCCAUUGGCAAUGCGGUGGGAGAAAUCAGAUUUUUUACACAAGAUAAGGUUGUGUCCUUUUUGUGUCCUUUCGGUUUUCCUGUACAAUUAAAAAAAUCAGCUUUUGUAAAUAAAGCGAAUCAGUAAAAUAAAGAACCAA